CAGAAUGUCCUGCGCUUGGAGCAAAAUCUGAGGGAGGAAGAUAUUUUGUUGGGCCUGUUGCGUUAGCUGCUCCUGUGAAAAGCUGCUGUGUUGCCGAUGUGCUUACAUCCCACUUAUGUGGAUCUGAGGUUUUGGCAUCUUAUGCUCCAUUUAUACGAGACGGCUUGGUGUCAUUGGUAGGUAGUAAUGUCAGAGUUCCAAUCAAGAUCUUGCGAGACACAGGGGCUUUUGAUUCCUAUAUUGUUGACUCUGUUUUGCCUUUGUCUUAUGAAAGUGACACUGGUGACACCGUUCUGAGUUGGGGAAUGGGAUUAAAAGUUCUUCCUAUUCCUGUUCAUAGGAUGUAUAUUGACUGUGACCUUGUUAAAGGUGAAGUAGCUGUUGGUGUACGUCCAGCUUUGCCAAUCGAGGGGAUACACUUCAUCCUGGGCAACGGUUUGGCAGGGAGCAGAGUCUGGACUGAUGUUCCCCCUGCGUUUUUAGUCACUGGCGGCCCGAUUGAGUCAGGGUCUGAGGAGAGCUCUACAGUGUUGGCAGACGUCACGUCCUCUUGUGUGACCACUCGUGCUAUGGACAAAAAUAUGUUUGGAAACCAGAUGAUCAAGCAUUGUCCCACUAGUCAAAGUGGUCGUGGCGGCGGUGGCGUUGAUGGUGGUCGUGGUGGCGGCAGCGUUGAUGGUGGUCGUGGCGGCGGCAGCAGGGGUCGAGGAAGAGGCAAGGAAAUGUCCUGCUAUCGGUGUGGAGACCAAGGACACAUGGCUCGUGACUGUGGGUAUGCCAACGACCGGAAGUGCUAUUCCUGCGGUGGGCUUGGUCACAUCCAGAGACGGUGCAGUAGGGUGAAAUGUUACAGGUGUGGCGACAUUGGCCACGUUGCGGUGCAGUGCAGUAAAGCCAGUGAAACUAACUGCUACAACUGAGGAAACAUGGGCCGUGACGGUAAUGUAUUGUCUGUCAUACUGUUCGAUAAAUCGUUCUCGCUCUGCCCAUCCUUUUAAAGUGUGCUUCUCAGGUAGCUUACCUGAGUUGCUAAAGAUGUGGCUGGGUGUUGGAGGAGCGUUUGGCAGUGUGAGGGUUGUAUGUUGCAAUUGGUGGUUUUGUUGGAGGUGGGGUGCAUUAUGUCUUGUGUUUUUGUUGUUCAUUACUGGUGUUUUUUGUUUUGUCAGGGUUGGGAUUGGUGUGCCGGUGGUCCUGGGGACACCGACUUUAAGGGGGGGGGGGGGGUGUGACGACCCCUGCCUUGUUGUCUCCUGUGGUGUGCAUGGCCCUUUAAUGUUUCUCCUCUGCUUGAGACGCCCUGAUUGGGGACACCUGACGCCCUGAUUGAGGACACCUGACGGCCUGAUUGAGGACACCUGACGGCUGGCGGAGGAUUAAGAGGCCUGGGCCAGAGUCUUGAUCUCUCUCUCUCCCCGCAGAGGACCGGACCUCGGAGAGCAGCCACGUCGCCUAUGUUUUUUUGCUUUGCCUUUGUGUUUGUCUUCGGACACAUUAAGUUUUGCUAAAUAAAUACUUUUUUU
This is a messenger RNA of Trematomus bernacchii (emerald rockcod), 1520 nucleotides long. RefSeq names its product cellular nucleic acid-binding protein-like. Bases 306 to 920 code for a protein of 204 amino acids. Lineage: Eukaryota; Metazoa; Chordata; Actinopteri; Perciformes; Nototheniidae. The transcript has a single exon. Gene Ontology annotation, biological process: positive regulation of cytoplasmic translation. Gene Ontology annotation, molecular function: single-stranded RNA binding; zinc ion binding; mRNA binding. Gene Ontology annotation, cellular component: cytoplasm. The record is from RefSeq and is a predicted model, not a curated record.